Messenger RNA from Trematosphaeria pertusa, 1736 nucleotides. Its product is annotated as oligosaccharyltransferase alpha subunit. NCBI's taxonomy places the organism in Eukaryota, Fungi, Ascomycota, Dothideomycetes, Pleosporales, Trematosphaeriaceae. Gene Ontology annotation, cellular component: membrane; oligosaccharyltransferase complex. The transcript has 2 exons. The coding region runs from base 83 to 1573 and encodes 496 amino acids. The record is from RefSeq and is a predicted model, not a curated record.
AGGAAACUCCCUACCCCACAACCUCCCGCCCUUCCUUUCAGAAACCCUCAUCUAUGCUUGGGUAACCGGGAUGCUACCCAAGAUGAGGCCAAUUCCCCUCCUUUCGAGCUGCUUGGCGGCUCUCUCGAGCUUCGCUUUCGCCGAAUUGAAUCUGUCGCAGCCGCUGCUAUCGAAGCAGGUGCUACCUAGCACGUUCAAACCCCCGCAAGUUUUUAAGAAUGCCAAUCUGGUCCGGACGACGAAUCUGGAUAAGGCGUAUCCCAGAGAGACCAUCAAUGUCAUAAUUGAGAACAUUGAUUCGAAACCGCAGUCGGAAUAUUAUCUCCCAUUUGAGGCGAGCUUGAUAUCGAGAAUUGGCGGACUGGAGGUCAAGGAUAAGAAGGAUGCUGAAAAGGGGAGCUUUAAAGUAGAGGUGGUCGAGUUUGAUGUCGAAAGCUCCACCGAGUUCUACCUGAUCCACCUACCGACCCCUCUUGCUCCUAAACAGCAGCAGACCCUCAGUAUCUCCUAUUCCGUUCUCUCCGCGCUCGCGCCCGUACCCGCCCAGAUCGGCCAAUCGGACAAGCAGUACGUACAAUACACCUUCAGCGCCUACACUCCCUCUGCCUACAAAACGGAGAAGCAGAAGACCAAGAUAAAGUUUCCGAACGGCGACAUCCCCGACUACACCACCCUCCCCGCCGAUCUUAAUGCCGAAAAGAAGGCCGAUCCGCAAAAGCAAGGCUCAACUUUCACAUACGGACCGUACAAUGAUGUCCCGGCUGGUGCGGAGGAGUUUGUCAGUGUGCGCUACGAGUUCACAAAGCCGCUCACGCACGCCUCGCUGCUAGAGCGCGACCUCGAGGUCUCGCACUGGGGUGGUAAUCUGGCAUCCGAGGAGCGCUACUGGGUUACCAACCAGGGCGCGCAGCUCAAGAACCACUUCUCGCGCGUCGAGUGGCAGAAGCAAUCCUACAUGAACCCGCCGACCUCCGCCUUAAAGGCGCUCAAUCUGCCCCUGCACCCCGGUGCUAUGGAUCCUUACUUCACAGACGACAUCGGUAACGUCUCGACCUCCCGUUUCCGACCAGGCAAGAAGGAAGCUUUGUUGGAGUUGAAGCCCCGCUACCCUGUCUUUGGAGGAUGGAAGUACAGCUUCCGCGUUGGCUGGAACGCGGAUCUAUCGACCUACCUCCGCAAGCUCUCGACGGGCGACUCUUACGUGCUCAAGGUUCCAUUUUUAGAGGGCCCUCGUAUCGGCGAGGGCAUUGCGUACGCGCGAGUCCAUCUCCGCGUUGUUCUCCCUGAGGGCGCCAAAAACGUGAAGUACUCUACCACCGUCCCGCUGGUAGACAGCCACAAUAGCCUUCAUAAAACGUUCAUGGAUACCAUUGGCAGGACGACUUUGGAAUUGCACGCCAUCAACCUCGUCGAUGAGUUCAGAGAGAGGGACCUGAUUGUUACAUAUGACUACCCUUGGACUGCUGGGUAUAGGAAGCCGAUUGUCAUUACGUUGGGUAUGUUUGCGGUGUUCACCGUCGCUUGGGUAUUGGGCAGCAUUGAUACUAGUAUUGGGAAGAAGAAGAUGGCGUAAGGGCUGCUUCAAGUGGGAGGAGAAAGGCUCGGAAUGAAGGAGACCGAGCCACUGGGAUAAGGAUAAAAGUCCUGUAGGAGUACGGAAGGUCGGAUUUUACUAUUUGAUGAUAGGUACCCCUUUUCGUUACCAUGUAGAACAAUUCAAGCGGGUUACAGGUUCA